AUGAACCAUUCCCUAUAUGAUCUCUAUCCAUAUUUGUACAAAUCGACAGAUGCGAAAAUUCACAAAAUACGCUCUAUUGAUAAAACGGGAUGGGAUGAUAUUUUUGAGCCAACUUAUACUGCCAUUGAGCAUUCACAUAGGUUACUGUCGGAGUGGUUUGUGGAUACAGUAUCCCUGUUGGCCAGUAUGGCCCUUUGUGUUUUUUUGUGGAAACGGAAGAAGUUGUUGCUGGAGUUUGCGGUGGCCUUUGCCACAUUCUCCGCCCAAAUCCUCUAUUGGCCAUUCUACCUCCUUUCCACGUGGCAAACAAUGUUUCUCCUAUUCGGAAAGGCUCCAGAAUACCCCUCGAUUCUCCAUUGCUCACUUUUAAGACAUUUCGUUUUGGCAUGCUUCCAGUCGGCGGGUCUGAUUACUGUACCAAUCGCCGUCGAUCAUAUUUGCUUGGUUUUUUUGAAAAAACGACUGAAAAUUUUCAAUAUGAUUGCUUUUCAAGUUUUUAUCACUUUUUCAGAGUUUCUUAAUUUUCAACCGAUUUUCAUGAUGUUAGUCUUUAAAAAUGCCAAAUCUUUUCGAUUUGAGAAAUUCAAAUUCCCGCUAAACCACUUCCAGCUUUUCUUCACCCUGGCUCAUCUAGCAGUUGGAGACAUCACAAUCAAUGACAUCUGUGCUCAAUGGAUAGCAUCACCGGACGUUUUUUUAAUUUCCAUGUCUUUCAACAACACAUUGUUACUUUUUGCGGUUUUAACGAAUUUUACCCUGGUCAUGGUUCAAAUUUUUGAAAAAUUUGUUUUUAAAAAAUGCGGAAAUCCGGCAAAACUGUGCUUAAAUUAUUCAACUGUACUUUUAUUACAAAGCUCUACAGAACUGAUUUUGUCAUUUCCACUUACAGUAAGACAGUGGAAAGUGCUACUCGGUGAAGGUAUCCGUCAUACCAAUUACUUCUGUGCGUACGGCUACAUGUUCUCCUCUUGUAUUUUCAUGGUCCCACUGCUCAGCAUGUUGUGUAUACCGAAAUUUCGACUGGAAUUCUCCAAACUAUUCGGUUGCUCGAAAUUAAAAGCGACACCGAAAAGUUCGGGAACUUUUAAUUUUCAAGUUGUCUAUACAAAAUGA
Molecule: messenger RNA, 1113 nt
Organism: Caenorhabditis briggsae
Lineage: Eukaryota; Metazoa; Nematoda; Chromadorea; Rhabditida; Rhabditidae
Source: RefSeq, a predicted model, not a curated record